Molecule: messenger RNA, 1827 nt
Organism: Candoia aspera
Lineage: Eukaryota; Metazoa; Chordata; Lepidosauria; Squamata; Candoiidae
Gene: BHLHE41
Product: basic helix-loop-helix family member e41
Exons: 5
Coding region: 419-1825 (468 amino acids)
Biological process (GO): circadian regulation of gene expression; anterior/posterior pattern specification; regulation of transcription by RNA polymerase II
Cellular component (GO): nucleus
Molecular function (GO): protein dimerization activity; RNA polymerase II cis-regulatory region sequence-specific DNA binding; DNA-binding transcription factor activity, RNA polymerase II-specific
Source: RefSeq, a predicted model, not a curated record
GAAGGAGGAGGAGGGUGACCUCCUGGCCAAGUUGUCGCCGUCCCCCUCCGCCCGUUCCGGUCGCCUUGGCCAGCUGUCCCCGCCUCCCGGCGUCCCUCCUCCCGUCCCGCGCCCUGCCCUCCUCCCCAGCCCCGAGUUUGCACGGUACGUUCCGCACGUGAGCCGGGUGCUGGGCUGGGUGGCGACGCGUGUGCCCUGCGGCCGAGCGCCUGAGCAGCGAGGGCCAGCGACCCGCCCCGCGUGCGAGCUUCAGAGAGCGCGGCGAGAGAAAGGCGACCUUCCAGCUUGCACCCCCACCCCAAACGCUCAAAAGGAGGGGUGGGAAGCAAGGAAGCUCGGGCUGCAUGUGCCCCUGGCUCGCUCGGCCACCGUCCGGGGCUCCCGAAGCUACAGCUUAGGCAGUCAGCUCUGGCCCAACAUGGAUGAAGAGAUCCCGCGGCUGCAAGAAAGGCCGUUUUUGGAGCAGCUUCGGGACAUCAGAGGGCUGGAUUAUUCUUCCUUGCAAAUGUGCAGGUCCAGGAGAAGCAUGAAGCGGGACGAGAGCAAGGAAACCUACAAGCUGCCCCACCGGCUGAUCGAGAAGAAGAGGCGAGACCGGAUCAACGAGUGCAUCGCUCAGUUGAAGGACUUGCUACCCGAGCAUCUGAAACUGACCACAUUAGGGCAUCUGGAGAAAGCGGUAGUUUUGGAAUUAACUUUGAAACACCUGAAAACUUUAACUGCCUUAACAGAACAGCAGCAUCAGACAAUAAUUGCUCUACAGAACGGAGAAAGAUCUUUGAAGUCUCCCCCGCAGUCGGACCUGGAUGCUUUUCACUCCGGCUUCCAAGCCUGCACCAAAGAAGUCUUGUACUACCUCUCCCGCUGUGAAAGCUGGGCUGCGCGGGAGCAGCGCUGCGUCCAGCUGGUCAGCCACCUGCACUCGGUUUGCGCCCGAUUCCUCCCCAGCUCUCCGCUCUUGAUCCCAAAGCUCCGCGGGGGCAAAGGAACAUACCCUCCCCACUCGGCUUCGCCCGGGGGGCAGCGCCAGCACCCCGGCGGGGGCCUGAAGCAGGAGAGCCAGCCAAACUGCGUUCCUGUCAUCCGGAGGACGCAGAACUGGAACGGCCACCCUAACGCCCCCCUGCCCUCCAGCGGCACGGAGCUGGCCGGCGAGAACGACACGGACACGGACAGCGGCUACGGGGGGGAGUGCGAGAGGAGCCAGGGCGGCUUGGUCGUCAAGCAGGAGCCCUCUGGGGACGGGGAUGAAGCCCCCGCGGGGGCCAAGAGGCGGAGGCUGGAAAGCAGCAGUCCCUCGGGGGUGCUGAGCCCCGAGCAGGCGGCCGGACCUCUGGGGAGACCGGAUGCAGCCCUGCUCAACUCCCUGAUGGCUUUGGGAGUGGGGGCCGGCGGGGUUCCGGUGGGGCCUCUCUUCGGCCAGCCCCCCGCUGCUCCCUUCUGCUUGCCUUUCUACUUCAUUUCCCCUUCUGCAGCGGCUGCCUACGUGCAGCCCUUCCUCGACAAGAUCGGCCUGGAGAAAUCGCUCUAUCCUGCCGGAGCGGCGGGCGCCCCCAUCCCCGUGAUCUAUCCAGGGAUUUCCGUCCAGCCGGCUGCUGCCUUUCACUCUCAUGCCGCCGCCGCCGCCGCGGCAGCAACAAUGUUGACCCCCGCGGCCGAGAAAGGCAGCUCGGUUUCGGCAGCCGCCCGCUUUCCUGCAGAGCUAGCCUCGCCUCCUCAGCCCCCUCCCCGCCUCUUCCCCUGCAAGGCAGCUGGGCCGAACGCAGACGCGGAUCGCCUCUCCCCAAAGCCCCGUUCGCAGCCCAGCCGCGAGAAGCAUUUAUAACG